Aspergillus glaucus CBS 516.65 is the source of this 1850-nucleotide messenger RNA. RefSeq names its product FAD-binding oxidoreductase. Gene Ontology annotation, biological process: lactate catabolic process. Gene Ontology annotation, cellular component: mitochondrion. Gene Ontology annotation, molecular function: D-lactate dehydrogenase (NAD+) activity; FAD binding; D-lactate dehydrogenase (cytochrome) activity. Bases 48 to 1850 code for a protein of 600 amino acids. The transcript has 4 exons. The record is from RefSeq and is a predicted model, not a curated record. NCBI's taxonomy places the organism in Eukaryota, Fungi, Ascomycota, Eurotiomycetes, Eurotiales, Aspergillaceae.
UUUCUGACGCACCGCACUGAAGACCUGGUCAUCCCUUGCCCUCCGUCAUGGUCCGACCUAGUGCUCUUCCCCUGAGAGCCGUAUUGCGUGCCACUCGGCCUCGGCCGAUUUAUAUUCAGUUUGCAAACCAACAACGGCUGUUUGGGGUCUCUGUCCGCCGUCAAGCCGAUGACAAAAGCCACUCGUUUAAAAACCAGCUUUAUGAGAGCACGCAACAACGGUUAAAGCGAGAGCGUGCUGAACAAGAACGCUUUGCUCAAUACCAAACCCAAUCCCCUGGUGGCCGCUAUGCGGCGAUGAUGUUCGCGUUGGUAUUCUUUACCACCGGUGCCUACUUCCUCGGAUCCGUCAAGCCCGCGAGCCUUCCAACUUCAUCUACGACGCCUCUUUCGGACGUAGAACCCCCUCAACACAAUAUCUCCCAGUCGAAUCUCCAGGCCGCUUGGGCUGAUUUCGUUGAAAUUCUGGGGCAAGAAAAUGUAUCUACCGCUGCUGGAGACCUGGAGGCUCAUUCUGGAUCGGAUUGGUCAUCCUAUUCCAGAAAAGACGACGAAAAACCUUUCUUAAUCCUUUAUCCUUCAACCACCGAGGAUGUUUCGCGGAUAAUGAAGGUCUGCCAUCAGAGGGUUAUUCCGGUGACACCUUAUUCUGGUGGUACCAGCUUAGAGGGUCAUUUCGCUCCCACAAGGGGAGGGGUGUGCAUCGAUUUCCGUCGCAUGGAUCGGAUCCUGAAUUUUCACAAGCGAGAUCUUGAUGUUAUAGUCCAGCCGGCGAUUGGGUGGGAGGCGUUGAAUGAAGAGCUUGCGAAAGAUGGCCUUUUCUUCCCACCAGAUCCAGGCCCCGGCGCUUUAAUCGGGGGCAUGGUUGGAACAGGAUGUUCGGGAACCAAUGCCUACCGAUACGGCACGAUGCGGGAGUGGGUUCUUUCGUUGACAGUCGUACUCGCAGACGGCACAGUCAUCAAGACAAAGCAACGGCCAAGAAAGUCGAGUGCAGGCUAUGAUCUCACCAGGCUCUUUAUUGGAAGCGAGGGUACCCUGGGACUUGUGACCGAGGCCACUCUGAAACUCGCUGUCAAACCCAAGAGUCAAAAUGUUGCUGUUGCGAGCUUUCCAUCUAUUCACAAUGCGGCAGAGUGUGUGACGCGUGUGGUUGAGGAGGGUAUCCAGGUUGCAGGUCUUGAAAUCCUAGAUGAUAUGCAAAUGAAAUGUAUCAAUGCCAGCCAGGCAACGAGCCGGCAAUGGAAGGAAGCGCCUACUUUGUUUUUCAAGUUUACCGGAACGCCUGCUUGCAUCAAAGAGCAAAUCAGUUUAGUCCAAAAGAUUGUGUCUGGCACUUCGGGUCGAUCAUUCGAAUUUGCCCGGGGUGACGAUGAAAUGCAGGAGCUAUGGAGUGCACGGAAGGAGGCCCUUUGGAGUGUAAUGGCAAUACGAAGGGGAUCCGAGGACCAUGUCUGGACAACAGAUGUGGCCGUUCCGAUGAGCCAAUUGCCCAACAUUAUCGAAGCAACUAAGAAGGACAUGACCGAGAGCGGGUUAUUAGCAGGAAUCUGUGGUCAUGUCGGGGACGGCAACUUUCACGCUAUUAUUCUCUUCAACGACGUUGAACGGAAAACAGCAGAGGCGGUUGUCCAUCGCAUGGUAAAGCGUGCCGUGGAGUUGGAAGGAACCGUGACGGGGGAACAUGGGGUUGGUCUUAUUAAACGGGACUACCUCGAGCACGAAGUCGGCAAGUCUACAGUGGAUGCCAUGCGACGAUUGAAAUUGGCUUUUGAUCCCCUGCGUUUGCUGAAUUGCGAUAAAGUUGUUCGGGUCGAGCAGCCGUUUCCUGGAGAAGUAAAACAAUGGUGA